This is a messenger RNA of Capsicum annuum, 513 nucleotides long. Its product is annotated as MYB-like transcription factor ETC3. Gene Ontology annotation, biological process: cell differentiation. Gene Ontology annotation, molecular function: transcription cis-regulatory region binding. Gene Ontology annotation, cellular component: nucleus. The transcript is spliced from 3 exons. Bases 118 to 357 code for a protein of 79 amino acids. NCBI's taxonomy places the organism in Eukaryota, Viridiplantae, Streptophyta, Magnoliopsida, Solanales, Solanaceae. The record is from RefSeq and is a predicted model, not a curated record.
AUAUUCAUGACCAAACGUGUCCUUAUUUUUCUCCAUAUAUACUUUUCUUCUAGCUAUGCUUCACUAGCUCACCAUUGUUACUGUCUUUAAACAUUUAUCUAGUUAUUUGCAUCACUCAUGGCUGAUAUGGAUCGUUCUAGCACAUCAAAUAACAAUCCUUCCAUGGACUCUUCUGCAUUUGAGGCCAAUAAUGAAGAAACUUCGAAGCUUGAAUUUUCAGAAGACGAGGAAUUCCUCGUUACUAAAAUGUUCAACUUAGUUGGUGAGAGGUGGUCAUUAAUUGCUGGAAGAAUUCCAGGAAGAACUGCAGAGGAAAUUGAGAAGUACUGGAACUCAAGAAAUUCCACCAGCCAGUAAAUAUUUUCUGAUAUAUAUAAUAUAUGAUUAGGAUUAUAUUUUAUGAUUACUAUUCUAUUUAUGUAGAAGAAAUUGAGAAACACUACUAAAGAAAAGUUUGAGAAAAUAUUUCAUAUUUCCCAUUAAUUUGAUAUAUUAAUUACUAUCACUUCCUAA